GACAAUUGCUGGGAUUGCGAUUUUUGUUUGUCAUUCCGCUCAGCAAAAAGUAAGAAACUGUGUUCAUUCAGUAAAAACAGUUGAAAAAAAAUAAAAAAUCAUGGAUUUGGAUAUUGCCCGUGAUCUUCCACGCCCAGGCUUCAACUUCGACAACUGCAAACGAAAUGCGACUCUUUUGAAGGGGGGCUUCAAGCCGCCAACCACAACCAAGACCGGUACCACAAUUGUGGGCAUCAUCUUCAAGGAUGGUGUAAUUCUGGGUGCCGAUACAAGGGCCACCGAGGGCCCCAUCGUCUCAGACAAGAACUGCGCCAAGAUCCACUACCUGGCCAAGAACAUAUAUUGCUGUGGAGCUGGAACCGCUGCCGACACUGAGAUGACCACGGAUCUGAUCUCGUCACAGCUGGAGCUGCAUCGCCUGGGAACUGAGCGCGAGGUGCGCGUGGUGGCUGCCAAUGUGAUGCUGAAGCAGAUGCUCUUCCGCUACCAGGGCCACAUUAGCGCCGCCCUGGUGCUGGGAGGCGUGGACAAGACCGGUCCGCACAUCUACAGUAUCCAUCCGCACGGCAGCGCGGACAAGCUACCCUAUGCCACCAUGGGUUCUGGUUCCCUGGCCGCCAUGUCUGUUUUUGAGAGCCGCUGGCGUCCCGACAUGUCUGAGGAGGAGGGCAAGAAGCUGGUGCGCGAUGCCAUUGCCUCUGGUGUGUUCAACGAUUUGGGCUCUGGCUCCAACAUCGAUCUGUGCGUGAUUCGCAAGGGCAGCGUGGAAUAUCUGCGCAACUACGAGCUGGCCAACAAGAAAGGCGAGCGCAAGUUGGACUACCGCUUCAAGAAGGGCGCCACACCCGUUCUCCACACAUCUGUCAGGGAUUUGAUCGUCAACGAGAGCGUCACAGUCGUUCCAAUGGAGACAUCUUAGGGGAAUCAUUUUCUACUUUUCGUACAUUUAUAAUAAAAGAGUUGUGCUCUAAGGACCUGUGUGGAGUGGUAUAAUAAACGAAGCCUUGCUUCAAGA
Drosophila ananassae is the source of this 1015-nucleotide messenger RNA. RefSeq names its product proteasome subunit beta type-7 (gene Prosbeta2). Bases 101 to 919 code for a protein of 272 amino acids. Gene Ontology annotation, cellular component: proteasome core complex. Lineage: Eukaryota; Metazoa; Arthropoda; Insecta; Diptera; Drosophilidae. Gene Ontology annotation, molecular function: threonine-type endopeptidase activity. The transcript is spliced from 3 exons. The record is from RefSeq and is a predicted model, not a curated record.